This is a messenger RNA of Arabidopsis lyrata subsp. lyrata, 1309 nucleotides long. RefSeq names its product F-box/kelch-repeat protein At5g51250. Bases 16 to 1227 code for a protein of 403 amino acids. The record is from RefSeq and is a predicted model, not a curated record. Gene Ontology annotation, molecular function: protein binding. NCBI's taxonomy places the organism in Eukaryota, Viridiplantae, Streptophyta, Magnoliopsida, Brassicales, Brassicaceae. The transcript has a single exon.
UACUUCCCACUGAAUAUGUCCUCAAAUGGAGAGGAGAGGUUGACCGAAAUGAAGAAGAAGAGGAAGACAACGCCUAGGAUUACGACGAAGAAGAAGAAGAAGAAUAAGCCGUCAACAACGCCGCAAUCGAGCCCAUUUCUGUCACUUCCCGAUGAUUUGGUAUUGAACAUCGUCGCACGCGUCCCAAGAUUGUACUAUCCGACUCUAUCCCUCGUCUCCAAGAGCUUUCGAUCUCUGCUAGCUUCACCGGAGCUUUACAAGGUCAGGUCACUCUUAGGAAAGACCGAGAGUUGUCUCUAUGUGUGCAUCAAUUGGUUUCCUGAAGGUUUUCGCUGGUUCACCCUCUGCCGGAAACCUGAUCAAACCCUAACCAAUGAUGAGAAGAAGAAAUCAAGUGGGUAUGUUUUGGCUUCAGUCCCAAUGACCAAUACUCCUCAUGCGGAUUUUGCGAGUGUGGUGGCGCUUGGUUCUGAUAUCUAUAACAUUGGCGUACCACAAUCCUCUAGGGAAGCCUCCUCCUCUAGCGUCUUUAUUCUGGAUUGCCGGUCUCACACUUGGCGCCAGGCUCCAAGCUUGCCGGUGGAGCUAUUUACUGUCUCUGUUGGCCUCAUUGAUGGAAAGAAGAUUUAUGCUGCAGGAUUUUUCGAUGCCAAUUCCGAGGACAAGAACUCACUCUCGGUGUUCGACCCCAAAACACAAGCUUGGGAUCCUGUGCCCAUCCCUUGCAGUGAGCCACUCGGCGUGUUUUACCGUCACAGCGCAUGUAUUGACGGGAAGUUACAUGUGGCGGCUCAAAAUAUGAAUGUUGCUUACAACUUCAAGGAAGCUAGAUGGGACAGCUCUCAACGAGUAAUAUAUUAUCACAUGAUUUCUAAUUCUUUUUGCGUGGUUGAGAAUGUUCUCUACUCGGCUUCUCAUGGAGCAUUCAAAUGGUAUGACACCGAGGCAGGCUGGAGAGUUUUGCAGGGUUUGGUAGGACUACCCAAGUUUCCUCAUGAUUCUUGUGUUAGGUUGGGUAAUUUUGGUGGAAAGCUAGCUGUUUUGUGGGAGACGAUCCCUUAUGGUAAUGUGCAUUGUAGCCUUAUAAAGAAGAUGAUUUGGUGUGCGGUGAUUGAGCUUGAAAGACGCCCUAAUUGUGAAAUUUGGGGGAAAGUUGAGUGGUUUGAUCAUGUGCUUACAGUCAGCAUAUAUAGUACACUCGAGAGUGUUGUUUCUGCUACUGUUUGAUGGAUGAGUCGCAAGGCUUAAACUUGUGUGUUUUAUUGGUAAUAUCGUUGCUUAUUUGGAAUGUGAGUGUUCUUUUAGUGUA